Messenger RNA from Lachancea nothofagi CBS 11611, 465 nucleotides. The record is from the annotation of a GenBank genome assembly. Lineage: Eukaryota; Fungi; Ascomycota; Saccharomycetes; Saccharomycetales; Saccharomycetaceae.
AUGGCGCAACGCGCCGCCCUCGUGUCGUCUUUCCUAAUUUCAGGUCCCUGCGCCCGUACCCGCAAUUCAACUGAGUAUCCUCGGAGAAAUGAAGAGAUAUCAAAUCUAUGAACUGAGUUCUUCACCGUGAUGAAUGAAAUUCCAAAUCCAGAGAACGAAUCGCCCGGCUAUGGCGUGUAUUCCGACUACGAAAGUGAUCAUAAAGGCUGUUUUACUGUCACCGCUGGACUUGCCGUUACUGCUCCUAACGAGGUCUACAAUAUGAUUGAGGUCAAAUCCGGUGAGCACAUGAUUUUUGACAUUUCUGGGCCGAUGCCUGGUGCAAUCAUCGACGGUUGGCAUAGAAUUUGGCGCUUUUUCAAAGACAGUACUAUUGAACGAACCUGUAAGACAGAUUUUGAAGCCUACACUGGACCAGAAAGUGCCCAGAUUUACAUUGGAAUCGAGAGCGAAUUAGACAAAUAA